AUGCCAUCAUCUCAACUUGUUCGAUCCCAUAGUUCUACCCUCAAUGGACCAAGCUCUUCCAAGACUGGCUUGAAUCAACCUCCAUCAACUGCUUCUCAAUCGUCACACCAGGUUAUCCGUUCCAGCCUUUCCAGCAUUCCCACUGGAAUAUGUAGCUCUGAACAGAUGUUGAAGCAUUGGAAGCCUGAUUGUCAUUUCGAUCACGAGGACGACGACGAUGAUGAUGAUGACGAACCCGAGCGACCAUCGAGGAUCACGAGAAUCAUGGCUCAAGUUACUAAGGCAAAGUUGAUACCACAUCUACUGCAUGUUCAAGUGCGAAAGGCCACGAAAGAAGAAAUCAUGUUGGUUCAUAGUGAGGGUCAUUGGAAUCGUAUUCAAGAUACUGCAUCUAUGGAUAUCCAGGAGCUCAAGGAUCGCGCCACAUAUUAUUCACGUUUAUCUCUCUUUGUCAACGCUGAAACGUUCGAUUGCGCUCGGCUGUCUUGUGGGGGAGUCAUUGAGAUGUGUAGGGCAGUGGUUGAGGGUCGGAUUCGGAAUGGCUUCGCGGUCGUCCGACCACCUGGUCAUCAUUCUGAACCGGAGGAUCCAUCGGGUUUUUGUGUGUUCAACAAUGCUGCUGUGACUGCAAAAUGGCUUCGAACUAUCUAUCCUGAUAAGAUUCGGCGGAUCCUGUUGAUUGAUUGGGAUGUUCAUCAUGGGAAUGGAACCCAGCGAUCAUUUUAUCAUGAUCCCAGCGUUCUGUACAUCUCCAUACACCGUUAUCUAGAGAACGGACGAACCACAUACUUUUAUCCUGGCUCGGAUUGGGGUGGAAGUACCCGAAUAGGCGAAGGACUUGGCAGAGGCUAUAACGUCAAUAUUCCUUGGCCUGAAGCCGGGAUGGGAGACGAGGAUUACAUCUUCGCAUUCCAGCGCCUCGUGAUGCCCAUCGCCAUGGAAUUUAACCCCGAUUUUGUCAUUGUUUCUGCUGGAUUCGACGCGGCCAAGAAUGAUCCGUUGGGUGAAUGCAAUGUCACACCGGCAGGCUUUGCUCUGAUGACCCAUAUGUUAUCUUCUUUGGCAAAUGGCAAUAUUGUUUUGGCUCUUGAGGGAGGUUAUCACCUCGAGUCAUUGGCAUUGUCAGCAACAGAAUGUAUCAAGGUCCUGAUGGGGGAAACACCGCCCAAAUUAGAGAAAGCCCUGGUUGCUAGUGAUGUAGCCACAGAGACUGUGGAUGAGUGCUUGAGAGUUCAGGCCGAAUUUUGGAAAAGUCUACCCAGGGGAUUGUUGACACAAGACGAGUUAACUAUGGAACGUCUCAAUAUCCCUAUCAGUGAUGUUCUGGGGAUGCAUCGUUCCUAUGAUUUGCAUCAUACCCACAAUCUAUGCGCGAUCCCAUUGCAUGACACAACCUCUACAGCUUUGACGAACAACUAUACGAAUAAAAUAAUGGUCUCGUCAAAUGUAUAUGAGACUGAAACUGUUGUGCUAUUCAUGCACGAUUUAGGGAAUGUCCGAAAUGAGCUACAUGUACAGCCUACUAACUUCAAUGAUGAAAAGGCCGCCAUGCUUGAAGGAAACACCCGUAUAAUGAAAUGGCUUCACCAGCAUGAAUAUGGCAUCAUAGAUGUCCAAGUCUCGCCUCCUACAUCGGAUCUCACUACGGAUGGGCUAGCAAAGAAGGUCGAGCGGAAAAAGGCUGUCAAGGAGCUCGUCAAUUGGUUAUGGAGUCAAUUCCUCACACUUGCAGACUGUGAGAAUUUGGUAUUAAUUUGUCUAGGUGAAGGAUGUAAAUCUUUGCCACCUUUGUUAUCGAUCAAGGGUAUCCAAGAGAAGUUGAAAGCCUCAGUAUAUGUACCUACUUUGAAUAGGAUCCCGCCGCCCAAGUUAUCACCCGAUCUGGAUUGGUAUCAACACCUAUCCAUAACGUUUUAUCCUCAAGGACCCUUGAAAGAUCACGGUCUCCCCAUACCAACCGACAUAUCAUCUCAUGGCCUCAAAUUAUCAACAGGCAAUUCAUAUGAGACCUAG
Molecule: messenger RNA, 2013 nt
Organism: Melampsora larici-populina 98AG31
Lineage: Eukaryota; Fungi; Basidiomycota; Pucciniomycetes; Pucciniales; Melampsoraceae
Exons: 18
Coding region: 1-2013 (670 amino acids)
Biological process (GO): chromatin organization
Cellular component (GO): histone deacetylase complex
Molecular function (GO): histone deacetylase activity
Source: RefSeq, a predicted model, not a curated record